Messenger RNA from Ictalurus punctatus (channel catfish), 2267 nucleotides. RefSeq names its product Tu translation elongation factor, mitochondrial (gene tufm). Bases 54 to 1394 code for a protein of 446 amino acids. Gene Ontology annotation, biological process: mitochondrial translational elongation. Gene Ontology annotation, cellular component: mitochondrion. The record is from RefSeq and is a predicted model, not a curated record. NCBI's taxonomy places the organism in Eukaryota, Metazoa, Chordata, Actinopteri, Siluriformes, Ictaluridae. Gene Ontology annotation, molecular function: translation elongation factor activity; GTPase activity; GTP binding. The transcript is spliced from 10 exons.
UGUAGUUAUUAUCCGCGCAUGCGCCGUGUGUGUCUUUCCGUAAGUAAUCCAACAUGGCUGCGCUCGUGGGUAUCCGUGCAUGCCUCUCCGCGCUCCAGCUCUCCUCCCCGAGUCUCCUGCACAGCUCCUACAAACUGUGUGCCGUUCCUCUCAGUCGGAGGAAUUUCGCUGCAGAGGCAAAGAGGGUGUUCUCCCGCGACAAACCUCACGUGAACAUCGGUACCAUCGGUCACGUGGACCACGGGAAGACCACGCUCACCGCCGCCAUCACCAAAGUGCUUGCCGAGGCUGGGGGAGCACGCUAUAAGAAGUAUGAGGACAUUGAUAACGCUCCCGAGGAGAAAGCCAGAGGAAUCACAAUCAACGCCUCGCAUGUGGAGUACACAACCGCUAACAGGCACUAUGCUCACACCGACUGUCCCGGGCACGCUGACUACGUCAAGAACAUGAUCACGGGCACGGCUCAGCUGGACGGCUGUAUCCUGGUGGUGGCAGCGACCGACGGUCAGAUGCCGCAGACGCGUGAGCACCUGCUGCUGGCUCGGCAGAUCGGCGUGCAGCACGUGGUGGUGUACGUGAACAAAGCGGACGCCGUGGAUGACCCUGAACUCCUGCAACUGGUCGAACUCGAGAUCCGAGAGCUGCUCAGCGAGUUCGGCUACGACGGAGACAACACGCCCGUCAUCUGUGGCUCCGCUCUCUGCGCCUUGGAGAACCGGCAGCCUGAGCUGGGAGUGAACUCCAUAAUGAAGCUGUUGGAGGUGGUGGAUGAGUACAUCCCUCUACCCAGGAGAGAUCUGGAUAGACCCUUCCUGUUGCCCAUUGAGGGAGUCUACUCCAUACCAGGCCGGGGUACGGUGGUGACGGGCACUCUGGAGAGAGGAGUGAUUAAAAAAGGAGAUGAGUGUGAGUUUGUGGGACACAACCGCUCUGCCAAGUCAGUUGUCACAGGUAUCGAGAUGUUCCAUCAGUCUCUGGACCGUGCUGAGGCGGGGGAUAACCUGGGCGCGCUGGUGCGUGGUAUGAAGAGGGAGGACAUGAGGCGAGGUGUGGUGAUGUGUAAACCCGGCUCCGUCCAGCCUCAUCAGAAAAUCAAAGCUCAGGUGUACAUACUGAGUAAAGAGGAAGGCGGCAGACACAAGCCGUUCGUCACCAACUUCAUGCCCGUCAUGUUCUCUCUCACCUGGGACAUGGCCUGCAGGAUCCAGCUCCCCGAGGGCAAGGAGAUGGUGAUGCCGGGUGAAGACACGUCCCUCACUCUGACCCUCAGACAGCCCAUGGUGUUGGAGAAAGGUCAGAGGUUCACGCUGAGGGACGGGAACAAGACCAUCGGCACGGGGCUCGUCACCGACAUCCUGCCAACUACACCUGAAGACCAGCACAACUGGGGCUGAGACCGAGAGAGGAGGGGAGAGGAGGGGGAGGGUAGGCGGGGAAUCGGUGGGGCAGGGCAUGGGUGGGGCAGGAAGUCAUCCAACCUCUUGACUCAUCCAUACUUUACAUUAGUAUAAACGUCCACAGUUUACUGUUUCCUGCUCUCUUUCUCUCUCACACACACACAUACACAGACUCUUGUGUUCCAAUACUAUGCCCUCGUCCACUUCCGCUAAUCACUCUGAAGUGUGUAGGGCGCAGUGAGUGAUCUAGGGGUUAAUUUUGGUUCUCCUGUCAGCUGAUUCAGCUAACUAGCUAUCAUGUUUUAGUGCUAGCAGAGUCCUUUAUCUCACCUAGACUUGCUAGCCGAGCACCGCUCAUUUCAUCAUCUCGGUAAUCGCUUAGCUAAGUAGCUUGCACACGCUCUGCUAACAUGCUAGCAGAGCAUCUGGUAUAAUUUUGUUUUUUUUUUUUUUUUUUUUUUUUUGUUUUUUUUUUUGGGGGGCAUGCUUGCAGAGCAUGAGUCAUCCUGGAGAAACACCGAAUUGUUUAUUGGGCCUCGGAUGAUAAAUAGCCCUCUGAUGCUAGCUUAGCAGAGUAUGUUCAUGCUAAUACGGUAAUGGAACGGCACGUAUAGAGUGUGUGAGAGCAGGAACACAGUAAACUGAUGUGGAACCUUCAGAUUUGUCUGAUUUAAUCAAUCUGGUCUGAAUCAAAUGUGGAGGCACCUUAUUUUCAGGGUAAGAGGAUGGAGGUGGAGAGCCUGCAUCAUGUUCACACACACACACACACACACUGUUUUGGGGUUCCGUACUUAUACUGUCUGCUUUUUGCUUAUGAAAUGUCUAAGUGAUGAUGAAUAUGUGGCUGAUGUAAUAAAUGUAUUUAAUACA